Molecule: messenger RNA, 1245 nt
Organism: Ambispora gerdemannii
Lineage: Eukaryota; Fungi; Glomeromycota; Glomeromycetes; Archaeosporales; Ambisporaceae
Source: the annotation of a GenBank genome assembly
AUGUCGUCAGUCGGGAAAAUUUACUGUAACGCCCAUAACCCUCGACUCUACAAAAUUCUCAUUGUUGCUGAAUACAACAACCUUGAGGUAGAUGUUAAUGAGUUUGAGUUGGGGACUCAUGACAAAUCGCCAGAGUUUUUGGCAAAAUUCCACCAUAGCAAGGUCCCCGCGUUCGAAAGUACCGAUGGCGUUCAUUUGAAUGAAUCUGGAGCGAUUGCACAUUAUUUGGCUUCGCAUAAGGAGGGUACUCAUCUAUUAGGCAAAGAUAAAAAGGAAACGUCACAAGUUCUUCAUUAUAUUCUUUUCGCUGAAAAUGAGAUCACACCUCAUGUGAAUACUUGGAUAAAUCCUAUUCUUAAAAUUGCAUCCUAUAAUAAACCAGCUCAUUCUCAAGCUGUUGAUAGUCUGAAAAAGUCAUUAGAGGUGUUGGAAAAAGUAUUGUUGAAAAAGACAUAUCUUGUGGGAGAACGUAUAACAUUGGCAGAUAUCAAUGUGGCCACUGCACUCUAUCAAGGUUUCAAACACGUAUUAGACGCAGAAUUCCGCAAAAAUUAUAAAAAUCUUACGCGUUGGUAUGUGACACUCGUUAAUCAACCUAGCUUCAAAAAAGUUUUGGGUGAAGCUCCUCUUGUGGAAGUUGCUGAAGUUUGGACUCCUCCCAAGAAAGAAGAAAAAAAGAAGGAACCCAAAAAAGAGCAGCCAAAGAAGGAAGCUAAAGCCAAAGAAGUAGACGAAGAGGAGGAGGAUGAAAUAAAACUUGAACCUAAACCAAAGAGCAAAUUAGAUUCUCUUCCACCUAGUAAAUUAAAUCUUGAAGAAUGGAAGCGCUUCUACUCUAAUAAUGAUACUCGUCCAACGGCUAUUAACUGGUUCUGGGAACACUAUGAUCCCGAAGGUUAUUCCAUUUGGCGCGCAGAUUACAAGUAUAACUCAGAACUUCAAAAAAUCUACCAAAGCUCAAAUCUCAUUGGUGGAUUUUAUAACCGUCUAGAACGUGCUCGUAAAUAUGCUUUUGGUAGUCUGUUGGUUCUAGGCGAAGAUAACAAUAAUGAAAUUGCCGGUUAUUUUGUAAUCCGGGGUCAAGAAAUACCAGAAGAAGUAUAUGAUGCUGCUGACUAUGAAAGUUAUAACUUCACAAAGGUUGAUCAUAGUGAUCCUGCUGUUCGUUCAAGUUUCGAGGAUUAUUUGGCUUGGGAUGGUCAUCUUGACGGCAAGAAACUUGCAGAUGGCAAGAUCUUCAAAUAG